AUGGCGUCGACUACGAGAGAAAAGUUUGUGUCUUUCAUCAACAACAGAUGGCUCGUCUUCGUGGCUGCCAUGUGGAUACAGUCUUGCGCUGGUAUCGGUUACUUGUUCGGAAGCAUUUCUCCGGUCAUCAAAAGCUCCUUAAACUACAAUCAGAAGGAGCUUUCGAGACUCGGAGUCGCUAAAGAUCUCGGCGAUAGUGUCGGAUUCCUCGCUGGAACUCUCUCUGAGAUUUUGCCUCUCUGGGCUGCUCUUCUCGUCGGUGCUAUUCAGAACCUCGUCGGUUACGGAUGGGUUUGGCUUAUCGUCACCGGUCGAGCUCCGAUUCUUCCUCUAUGGGCUAUGUGUGUUCUCAUAUUCGUUGGGAACAAUGGAGAAACUUACUUCAAUACUGGAUCCUUAGUCUCUGGUGUUCAUAACUUCCCCAAGAGCCGAGGUCCAGUGGUUGGUAUCCUCAAAGGGUUUGCUGGGUUAGGCGGUGCGAUUCUCUCGCAGAUAUAUACAAUGAUUAACUCACCCGACCCGGCUUCUCUCAUUUUCAUGGUCGCUGUUGCACCUUUUGUUGUCAUUGUGUCUCUCAUGUUCUUCAUCAGACCUGUUGGUGGUCACAGGCAGAUUCGUCCCACCGAUGGAGUCAGCUUUACUUUCAUUUACGGUGUCUGCCUUCUGCUCGCUGCUUAUCUCAUGGCUGUUAUGCUUAUUCAAGAUCUGGUUGUUGUUAGCCACGAUAUUAUCACUGCGUUCACUGUUGUGUUGUUUGUCAUUCUUGUGGUACCGAUCUUGGUCCCAAUCAAGACAAGUUUCUUCACAGGGUCGAUCGAUCCAGUUGACACGAUAGAAGAGCCUCUUGUCCCAAAACGGCAAGACCAAGAAGAACGUGGACUGAUGACACCUGACCUAAUCUUGAGUGAAGUGGAAGAUGAGAAACCAAAAGAUGUUGAUUUGCUUCCUGCGUCAGAGAGGCAUAAGAGGAUUGCGCAUUUGCAAGCACAGCUAAUGCAGGCAGCUGCAGAGGGGGCGAUUCGGAGACGGAGAGGGCCACACAGAGGGGAAGAUUUUACUUUAACGCAGGCACUGGUGAAGGCCGACUUUUGGCUGAUAUUCUUCUCCUUGCUGCUCGGUUCUGGUUCGGGUUUGACAGUAAUUGACAAUCUUGGUCAGAUGAGUCAGUCUCUUGGUUAUGAUAACACUCAUGUGUUUGUGUCUAUGAUUAGCAUUUGGAACUUCCUUGGACGAAUUGGUGGCGGUUAUUUCUCCGAGCUCAUUGUCAGGGACUACGCAUACCCAAGGCCGGUAGCAAUGGCCGUGGCUCAGCUAGUAAUGUCUGUUGGACACAUCUUCUUUGCGUUCGGAUGGCCUGGAGCGAUGUACAUUGGCACACUAUUGAUUGGACUCGGAUACGGUGCUCACUGGGCUAUUGUCCCAGCUACUGCCUCUGAGCUCUUUGGUCUUAAAAAGUUUGGAGCUUUAUACAAUUUCCUGACACUGGCCAACCCGGCUGGGUCUCUAGUCUUCUCCGGUGUGAUUGCGAGCACCAUCUAUGACCGGGAAGCAGAAAGGCAAGCUCACGCUCACGGGUCUGUGUUUAAUCCGGAUGACGCACUUAAAUGUGAAGGUUCCAUCUGUUACUUCUUGACGUCCCUCAUAAUGUCUGGAUUCUGCGUCCUCGCUUGCGUCUUGAGUAUGAUUCUCGUGCGUCGUACCAAGCCUGUUUACACUAAUCUCUAUGGCAAGACCCGCACCUGA
Arabis nemorensis is the source of this 1743-nucleotide messenger RNA. NCBI's taxonomy places the organism in Eukaryota, Viridiplantae, Streptophyta, Magnoliopsida, Brassicales, Brassicaceae. The record is from the annotation of a GenBank genome assembly.